AUGAGCAGUCCAUUUAUGUCAUCCGAUUACACAGCUGAAAGCUGCCCUGCCAUGAGCAUGUUUAAUAUGUCCAUGGGAAAACUGCAGCGACAACUGUACAAGGGAGAGUACGCUAUAUUCGAGUAUGCAGCCGUGUUUGAGAGCGACUUUAUCCAGAUCAACAAAAGAGGAGAGGUGAUGGAUGUGCACAACCGCGGCCGCACAGUGACAGUGGGCGUCCUCUGUUCCAGCCCCAGCCUCAAGGUGCCUGACGUCAUGCUGCUGGCACGACCAGCUGCCAGAUGUGAUGGGCAUGCCACAUGCGGCUGUGCCACCCACCGUAAAGGCCACAAGUCUGCACAAACCUUGGAGCUAACUAGGCUGCUUCCCUUGAAGUUUGUAAAGAUCUCCAUCCACAAUGGUGAAAAACAGCAGCUCCGCCUGAAGCUUGCCACUGGCCGCUCAUACUACCUUCAAUUGUGUCCUUCUUCAGAUGCAAAAGAAGAUCUUUUUAUUUACUGGGAAGAUCUCAUUUACCUCCUGAGCCCUCCAAUGGAGGCUUACAGCGGUACCCAGGCUGUCCCAGCUGGGGAUGCAAUGGACAUGCUUGUGUUUAAGGAAGAGGACAAGAGCCUAGCAGCACACACCACAGAGAUCUGUGGGAAAGAGGAUCAAGAACGGGUCAGCAUCAGGAGCCUUCAUAUGGAUGCUGAGGUGUUUGGGACCAUCUCUUCUGGUCAAGCUGGGGAGGAAGAAAUCCAACAUUCCUCCCACAUAUACUGUGUUCAAGAAAACACAUACUCCUCCAGCCACACAACACAGAGUGCCUGA
This is a messenger RNA of Orycteropus afer afer, 810 nucleotides long. It is a transcript of the gene GARIN6, whose product is annotated as family with sequence similarity 71 member C. Gene Ontology annotation, cellular component: nucleus. NCBI's taxonomy places the organism in Eukaryota, Metazoa, Chordata, Mammalia, Tubulidentata, Orycteropodidae. The record is from RefSeq and is a predicted model, not a curated record.